AUUGGUCCAGCUGUGCAUUCCCCUCGCGACGUUUCGGAGCGGUGGUGGAGAAACUGCGCAGGCUGCAGUCUCCUCCCCCUUCCUCUUUCUGAACUUCUCGAUCCCAAUGGCUUCAAGAUUCUCGUGCAACUCAUUUCUUCUUCAGUUCUUGGACACAUCUACAGGGAUUAAGAAUGGAAGCACCAUUCUCAGGAGAAACUUCCCACUAUGCAACCAUCCCAGUUUCCACAGCUCUACGCUCACAAAGAGAAGGGUCAUGACCAGAAGCGCGACAACAGUAGGCGUUCGAUGCCGUUCAGAGAAACAAGAAGAUUCCAGGACGCUCACCCGAGAUCCUGAAACGAAGCUUCCAUCUUCCAAGCUAGUUCUUGUUGUUGGUGGUUCUGGUGGCGUUGGGCAGCUUGUUGUUGCAUCCUUGAUAGAUCGAGGGAUCAAGACACACCUACUGUUACGUGAUCCCUCAAAAGCAGAGCCUUUGUUUGGUAAACAAGAUCAAAGCAUGCUAAAGAUUUGGAAAGGCGAUACAAGGAAUCCAUCUGACCUGUGUCCGGACAUCUUUGAGGGCGUCACGCAUGUAAUUUGCUGCACUGGGACAACUGCUUUUCCUUCUAGACGCUGGGAUGGAGAUAACACACCAGAAAGAGUGGAUUGGGAGGGGAUUCGCAAUCUUGUAGCUGCAUUGCCUCCAACAAUUACAAGAUUCGUGCUUGUAUCAUCUGUUGGUGUCACAAAAUCCAAUGAACUACCAUGGAGCAUCAUGAAUCUGUUCGGCGUUCUUAAGUUCAAGAAGAUGGCAGAAGAUUUUGUUCGCAAUUCUGGUGUUCCCUACACUAUUAUCAGGCCAGGAAGAUUGACUGAUGGUCCAUAUACCUCAUAUGAUCUAAAUACCCUGUUAAAAGCCACGGCAGGACAGCGUCGUGCAGUUCUUAUAGGUCAAGGAGAUAAACUUGUAGGGGAGGUAAGCAGACUUGUUGUGGCAGAAGCAUGCUUACAGGCAUUGGAUAUAGAGUUCACUCAGGGUGAAAUUUAUGAGAUCAACUCUGUCAAGGGAGAAGGACCAGGUAGUGAUACUGAGAAGUGGAAGGAGCUUUUUAGAGCUGCUCAGACUUCAUAAUCCAAUGGCUUAUAGCUUUAUCUGACAAUUGUCAACCACAGUGUUAUCAUGUAUAUUUAAAAUUGUUUGCACCUUUGGAAAUGUUACUGCAGUAUUUGGGAUUGAUCAUAUAUUCAAAUUCUUAUGCAUUAUAUUAGGUUGAACAAUAUCAAAAGAAAAAGAAAAAAAUAAAAAGUGCGAUAAUUUCAUAUA
Molecule: messenger RNA, 1306 nt
Organism: Nymphaea colorata (pocket water lily)
Lineage: Eukaryota; Viridiplantae; Streptophyta; Magnoliopsida; Nymphaeales; Nymphaeaceae
Product: sanguinarine reductase
Exons: 9
Coding region: 107-1114 (335 amino acids)
Source: RefSeq, a predicted model, not a curated record